Xenopus tropicalis (tropical clawed frog) is the source of this 2163-nucleotide messenger RNA. RefSeq names its product peptidyl-prolyl cis-trans isomerase FKBP8. Gene Ontology annotation, molecular function: isomerase activity; peptidyl-prolyl cis-trans isomerase activity. The transcript is spliced from 8 exons. Bases 130 to 1488 code for a protein of 452 amino acids. The record is from RefSeq and is a predicted model, not a curated record. NCBI's taxonomy places the organism in Eukaryota, Metazoa, Chordata, Amphibia, Anura, Pipidae.
UUAAUAGCAGUAAUUGAAUUACAGACAUUUAGAAGACAUACUGUCUGUGUAAUGCAGUUGCUUUACACACUGUUUUAUGAAGACUGUCAUUCUGGCAGAUUUCUUAAAAAAAGAGCCCUUUUCUAACAAAUGUCAGUGGAAGUGGGACUGGUGGAAAUGGUAAUGACAGGACUACAACAUGAAGAUUUACAGCUUGGACAUUGCACAGAUAUGAAAGAGCAUGAAAGCAUGGAAAAUACACCAUCUGACCAAGAACUAAAGGGUAGCCUUGGUAAUAUUCCCACAGUGCUGGUGGAAGCAGAGCCAAACCCACAACCCCAGGACAGCAGGGAGCUUGAGAGACAGCUACAGCGGACACCUAGUUUUGGGAAAAGUGUCACAUUUCUCCUACCCCCCAUUACAAUUGAGGACAAUGUGCCCCAAGAGGAAGAGGUGCUCUUCUAUCAGGCUGUCGAAGAGGUACUAGGAUAUAGAAUCUUCAAUUUCAAACAGCUCUUUUUUUCUGACGAGUGGACAGACAUAACAGAUGAUAAGCUUUUAAAAAAGAAAAUCUUGAAGGCAGGACAUGGAAAGGCCACAAUACCUCUGCCUGGGCAAGAAGUCACUGUCCACCUCAUGGGAAUUUUGGAGGAUGGAAGCCUGGUGGAAAAAGAUCCAAAAUUGUCUUUUGUUCUCGAUGAAGGGGAUGUCAUACAGGCCCUGGAACUUGGUGUUCGGACUAUGCAGCUUGGAGAAGUGGCAUUUCUCCUGACAAACAGCCUUUAUGCCUUUGGACUUCUGGGGAGAGACCCAGACAUCCCAUCAGAUGCCUCUUUACUAUAUAAAGUGACUUUGCUUCAAGUACGGGACAAGCCAAGUUUGGGGAUUCUAACAACUGCAGAUCGAAUAAGCCUUGCCAACCAGAAAAGAGAAUGUGGUAACUUCCACUUUGAGCGUGAAGAGUAUAGAAGUGCCAUGCACUCCUACAGUCAGGCUCUAAGCAUCCUCACUCCCACCACUGCAGACCCAUUGAGCUCAGAGGAAGAAGAGGAGAUUCGUGAGCAUCGAAUCAAAUGUCUCAAUAACCUGGCAGCCACCCAGCUAAAGCUACAUCACUUUGAUGACGUGCUUAACUCUUGCAAUGCUGUGCUAGAAAUGGACCAGGCCAAUGCAAAAGCACUUUAUAGGAAAGGCAAGGUGCUAUCAGAGAGAGGACAAUAUGAAGAGGCCAUGCCAAUCCUGAAACAAGCGCUUAAAUUGGAACCAACUACCAAGGCUAUCCAUGCUGAACUUUCUAAACUGGUGAGGAGACAACGAGGACAGCCUGAAGUCAACAAAUCCCCAGUAAGAGCUAAAUCCAAAGCUCAUCUAAAGCUUAGGGAGGACUUAAAUCCGCUUAUUCGUCACAGCACAAAGCAGAAUGUUUCCCAUCGGAUGCUGAUAAUUGGUGCCCUCGUAGCUGCUGUGCUUAGUUUUGUGACAGCGUUAACCCUUAUACGGGAAAGCUGAAGGAUAAUACUGGAUACUUUUAUAAUUAUCUUUCUAUUUAUAAAGUGUGAGCUAUCCAGUGAUGGAGGAGGCAAGAAUAAUAACUGCAAUAUAGACCAAGGCAUGUGGCUACUGGGUUAUAGCUAUUGGAGCCUGCAUCAAACUUUGCAACACACUGCAGAAACUACUCUUCCUACAAGUAAUGGAUGGUCCUUUUUAUAUAUCAGCGAGGGGUCUCACUGUAGAUUUUAGCUUAUACCUGGCUAUUACAGAUGGAAUUUGUAGGCAUGCGGUGUUCAGACCAAAGCCUAAAAAGUGGAUUGCAAGCAAAAUGGCCACCCAUGAAUAAGGUGCACCCCCAAUGCACAUUGGCUUUCAGUAUUUUACAUGGUUUAUAAAGUAGGAUUCGAAAUAUCAACAAAUGUCCAUAAUACACUGGCAGACUACAUCUUAUCUUGUUUACUGUGCUAUUUUUUCUUAACAGAAUAUGUAUAGUUCUGGUAUGUUUAUCUGGUUGAAAUAAUCAGUACAUAGAAAAAACUCCAGUAUAACUAAUGUACUGUAUGUCCAAGUAAAUUCAUCAGAAUAUGUAUAAUGUUCAGGCAUUAGAAGCUGAAGCUACUGGAGCAUCUAAAUAGUUUAUGGGGUUUAUGUCCAUAAAUACCAUAUUUACAUCAAAUAAAUGAAGGCAAAUGA